This is a messenger RNA of Linum trigynum, 1621 nucleotides long. The record is from the annotation of a GenBank genome assembly. NCBI's taxonomy places the organism in Eukaryota, Viridiplantae, Streptophyta, Magnoliopsida, Malpighiales, Linaceae.
UUUUAAGUAAAAAGCAGGACUAAAAGUAGUGGUAGUGGUAGUCAAUCAACUUUUUUUUUAUCACUUAACGUCGGUUGCAUUUUAUUUAAAAUCGGUCACUAUGGAUGGAUUCAAUUUUUGGGCUUACCGACAGUUACUUACAUUUACCUUCGGCUUGUAAACGUCACAAAAAUUUGCCGACGGUUUGUUCCUUUGCCGACGGACACUAUUGAUCGUCGAAAAUCUUUAAUCAUUGUGCAACCGAUCUUAAGUAAUCUUUUGAAAAAUUAUAGCGAGAAGAGUCAUACAGGGGUAUCCCAGAUAGAUUCGAUUGCGGGCAAGUUCAGUAGCAAGUUGUGAAUCAGUUUCUACCAGCACUGUGCGACAUCCCUUUCUAAGCGAUUUAAACAACCAAUCAAUUCAACAAAAUAGUAAUAAAAAUAAUCCGAUAAAGGAGUUUAAUAAUUUAGAACAAUUGAACAGACACAAAUGAAUCAAUCAGGAACAUCAAACAAUCUGAAAAGCUUUGGAGCAAAACAAAUUAAAAUAUGAAUACCAUGAGAUCAUGGCGUUCACUUCAAGUACAUCCGAAACAUUUCUUUUUUCAUCUCAUAUAUGGUAACUUGGUGUCAAUACUCCAUAAGAGACCUAGAACUUAGCUUGGAGUCGGUCCACAACUCGUUUGUCAACUUGGAAUGCCUUAGAAAGAAGGUCAUCAGAAAUGUCAGGCUUGGAUCCAAAAACGGCAUUAGCAAUGGUGAUGACUCCGGGAUUCUGGCUGCUCAAUCCCGCAAUUGCUACAACAUUUCCAUGCCCAACAUUGCGUUGGUAGUGUAUCAACCCGAUCGGGAAAACAAACACAUCUCCCUGUAGUGAUCUCUAAUUAUUGUAUUAAUAAUUUAGGGGUCAUUUUGUAAUUGCCCACUCUCCACGUUGCAUGUGAUUAGGAGAGUUAGGGCUAGGGUUUGUUUCUUUAAGUACUUCGGCUAGGCAGCAGCUGAACUGUAAUAGUGAACCAAGGAAGAAUAAUAAUUUUCAGCCCAAGAGCCUCAAGCUCUCCGUAGAGUAGUCCCGUUCAUCUCGAACGGGGAAACCACAUAAAUCGUGUGUUGUCCUUUUCGCUUCUUUACCGUUCAUCAACUUUUACAUGGUAUCGGAGCUGGUCUAAUUCGACCUAGCUUUCAUUAUGUCCGACGACGAGAGCUCAAAGACGUCGGAUUCGAAGCUCAAGUGGGUAGCCUCCGUGUCCAUGCCGUUGCCGCCGCAUCUUCUCCUUCACCCGUCCGACAACCCUAGUCAUCUUUAUGUGGGCGAGCUACUCAGCGACAUCAAUUACGGUGAGUGGCUAGUGGAUUUCACCGACUCACUCAUCGCGAAGAACAAGCUAUGCUUCGUGGAUGGAAGCCUUCCCCCGGCGCAAUCUCCUGCUGAAACCGAGGCGUUGAGGCAAUGCAACAUGAUGGUCAAGGGUUGACUCAAGACCUCCAUGACGAAGGAAGUACGCAGCAGCGUGCGGUUUGCCUCUACGACGCGAGAGAUUUGGGUUGAUUUACAAUCGCGAUUCGGCCAAAGUAGUGCGCCGCGAUUGUACGAACUCAAAGGGACGAUCAUCUCUCUUCAGCAAGAAAAAUCUUCAGUUUCA